Molecule: messenger RNA, 1072 nt
Organism: Dioscorea cayenensis subsp. rotundata (Guinea yam)
Lineage: Eukaryota; Viridiplantae; Streptophyta; Magnoliopsida; Dioscoreales; Dioscoreaceae
Product: ethylene-responsive transcription factor-like protein At4g13040
Exons: 7
Coding region: 179-823 (214 amino acids)
Biological process (GO): regulation of DNA-templated transcription
Molecular function (GO): DNA binding; DNA-binding transcription factor activity
Source: RefSeq, a predicted model, not a curated record
CUCUCUCUUGUGUUCUCUUUCUUUCUCUUUGCUUCUCUCUGCCAACUUCCCCAGCUUUCCUGGCAUAAACCUCCAUGGAUUCUCCUCAGAGAACCCCAAGAUUACUCCUUUCGUAGAGUUCUUUGUCUUCUCUUUCUAUCAGUGUCUACCUGGAAUUUGCGUUAAGGUUGGAGUGGCCAUGGUUAGCUUAAGGAGGCGCCGACUUUUGGGACUUUGUCCUGGGAUUGAUUCUCACAUGGUCGAGAUUCUCAGUUCAUUUGAGAAUGACAAUUUAGUGGAGAAUUCUAAUCAGAAUUGCAAGCAAUCCACUGUGCAUCCAUUGCCCACAGAUGUUGUAGAUCAACCAGAACUGAUACAAAUUUCUGAAGAAUUACCAGAAUCUGCAAGCUUGUCUGGUUCUACAUCUAUGAAGGAAGAACCCGAGCAUGAUUUUCCAGAUAAACAAUUCAAAUACAGAAAACAUUACAGGAGAAAGAGGUAUAAAGAUCAAGAACAACCAACAAUGAGGGGUGUUUACUUGAAGAACACAAAAUAUCAAGCUGCUAUAAAAGUCGACAAGAGACAAAUCCACUUGGGCACCGUCAAAACUCAAGCAGAGGCAGCAAGGUUAUACGACAGAGCAGCAUAUAUAUGUGGUCGACAACCGAAUUUAGAACUCUCAAAGGAAGAGAAGCAAGAACUGAGCAAAUACAAGUGGGAUGAAUUUUUAGAGAUGACGAAAAGAUCUAUUGCCAGUAAAAAAAACCAGAGAAGGCAGGGUGGUGGUGGUAUUGGCAGAGGAAAGAGGCUGAUUGGAAACUUGGAGACUGGAAUCACUGGUUGAUAAUUUGGUAAAACUUAAGUUUUACCAAAUUAAAUUAGCAUUACUAACCAUAAAAUUCAUAUAGUUAUAGGAAAUGCUAUUUUUCAUCGAUCUUAUUUCAUUUUUUUUUUUCAUAAAAAGGGCUCAAUUAGGGCAAGAUUCAGUGCAGGAUCAGUUAAUAACUUUUAGACAUAUUUUUUUUUAGAUAUUGCUUUAAAGUUCAAACUCUUGUGUAUAUUUUAAAGGAUUUAAUUUUCUUGAUUAUUAGUC